This is a messenger RNA of Spirodela intermedia, 2253 nucleotides long. The record is from the annotation of a GenBank genome assembly. NCBI's taxonomy places the organism in Eukaryota, Viridiplantae, Streptophyta, Magnoliopsida, Alismatales, Araceae.
AUGGAGGACUCCGAGAGGCUCCCCUCCCUGGCCUCGGCUCCCGUGGUGGACGAGGGCGACGGGCUCUGCAAUCUCAAGGAAACCGAGCUGAGGCUGGGGCUUCCGGGCUCGGGAUCCCCAGAGAGAAAGGGCGAGGCCAUGCUGACGCUGGGGCCUGAGAAGGGCUUCGUUUCUGGGGCGAAGAGGGGUUUCUCCGACGCAAUCGAUGGAUCGGAGAAAUGGGUUUUCUCCGGAGGAAAAGGAUCUGAAGUAGAAUUGGGGAAAGGAGGCCCGCUGUUCUCCUCAGUGGGCGAGCCUAACAGCGCUCAGCACGCGGUUGCUGUGAGCUCUCAGAAGGACAAGGCCCCGGCGGCUGAGAAGCAAAGUCAGGUUCCUCCAGGCAGUACAGACACCGCACCUGCUGCUAAGUAAGUGUUUUCGGUCCAUGUUGCCGCACUUUAGUCACCUCCGGAUUUCUUUGGGUUCUCCUUAAAUGGCUGACAUGGUAGAAAAGCCUCUGGCGUCAGCUCAUUCUAUAGUCGAAGAACGAUGCUUUCACCCGCGCUCGCUGAAUUAAUAGCCCGUUUGUUUGUUGUAUUGCGAUCAUUCUAAUGGCGGAGGUCGUCGAGAAAUAGUUUCCCUGAUGAUCUUUUCCUCUAGUAGAAUGUCUGCUCGUAGGAUUCCCUCGUAUUAAAAUGAUAUUUUCUUUUGUCUAGCUUCUUUUUCCUUUUUCGGUGGUGGUGGUGGUGGUGGUGGUGGUGGUGCCGCCGUGGUGUUCUUCUUGCAUGGGAAAAGUCGUCCUGGUUGCAAUGCUCAUGGGGAGAUUAUUUUUAUUUUUAUGUUUAUUUUAUCGAUUUAUUUUCUUCCUCUUUUCCUGUGAUCCAGCUGCGGUCGUUCUUGCUCUCAUCUGUUAAAUUCAGGGAUUAUCUUCUUGUUGUGGCCUCUCUCUCUCUCUCUCUCUCUCUCUCUCUCACUCUCACUCACUCAUCUGUUGAAUUCCUCCUGGUUUCUUGUGUGGUUGGUUGUUCUGUGUUCCUCCUUCGUCGUCUAUCUCUCUCCUUUCGUGUCUUGGGGGGUAGCUACCUGCAUGUCAGCCUCUUCAAGAAUUCGUCUCCUUUCUCGGUUUCGGAGGAUAAGUUUUUCAGGGCUUCAAAGCUCAUGGAGCUCUCUUCAGGCGUUGACCCUGUGGAAAAAAUAAGUUUCAUUCAUCGUGGCAGGGAAGAAUGCGCUCUAAUUGCUGCUUCUGUGACAGGGCGCAGGUGGUAGGCUGGCCGCCCAUCCGAAGCUACCGAAAGUACACAAUGGCUGCGAACCCCCCGAAGAAAACUGACGAGAUCGAGGGAAAGCAGGGCCCCGGCUGCCUCUAUGUGAAGGUCAGCAUGGAUGGUGCUCCCUAUCUGAGGAAAGUUGACCUGAGAACUCACGGCAACUACAAGGAGCUUUCAUCUGCUCUCGAGAAGAUGUUCAGCUGCUUCACCAUCGGUCCGCCCUGCUCUUGCUCCCUUGACCUUUCUGUUCUCCGGGCCUCAAGAUUUUCCUUUUAAAGGAUGGAUCCUUCUGGAUUUCGUGUUCUUUGCAGGCCAGUACGGCGCGAAUGGAGGACCCGGCAGAGAUGGGUUGACCGAGAGCCGCUUGAUGGAUCUUGCUCAUGGGUCUGAAUAUGUGCUCACUUAUGAGGACAAGGAUGGAGAUUGGAUGCUCGUUGGGGAUGUUCCAUGGGAGUAAGUCCCAUUAAUACGGGUUCUUCUUUUUUUUUUUUUUAAUUUAAGGAGAAUUCGAAAAAAGAUGCUUCUUUGGGUGCUUAUUCUUUUAUCGAUUCAGGAUUUUGUUAUCUAUUAGUUUCCGGAAUUGUAAAGCUUUUAAUUUUUUCUCCCAAUUUGGUAGUAAUUUCUCAAUCUUCUUAGAAAGUCAAUGUGAUCCAUUCAUGCUUUUUUGGGAUCUGCAGAAUGUUCACGGAGACCUGUAAGAGGUUGAGGAUCAUGAAGGGCUCGGAGGCAACCGGGUUAGGUACGGCUUGAUCCUGCAUGAUCAGGGCAAUGACAUUCUUUUGUUGAGAAUGAUCAGAUUAAUUAUUUUUUCCAUCUAUCCGUCCGUCAUUAAUCCUGAAAAUGGUAUGAACAUAAUGAAUUGCAGUGGGGGAAUCGUUCAUUAACUGUUGUUGAACUCCUGAUAAUCUCUCUGGGAAGAAUUUUAUGUGUUGAUUCGACAUUGAUCCCUGCGAAUUUUGCGUUACCCGCAGCUCCCCGGGCGGUGGAGAAGAACAGGAGGUCGUAG